This is a messenger RNA of Arctia plantaginis, 2367 nucleotides long. NCBI's taxonomy places the organism in Eukaryota, Metazoa, Arthropoda, Insecta, Lepidoptera, Erebidae. The record is from the annotation of a GenBank genome assembly.
AUGGCUCACUGUAUGAGAGUUUUACAUGGCCAGGGUAGCAGGACAAAGGCGGUACUCCUGGAGAUACAGGAAAGAUGCUUCAGCCGGUCCCCGCUUGCCGCAGCAGCGGCCCAGGUCGCUAUGUCGAAAUUCGACAAGGAACCACUUCCAUACGCUAAGUUGACUGAGAAUUUAAAGAUAGUAAAGGAUAGGUUAGGUCGUGAAAUGACCUUGUCCGAAAAAGUCCUGUACUCUCACUUGGAUAAUCCUAAAGAACAGGACAUUGAACGCGGCACCAGCUAUCUUCGGCUGCGCCCUGACAGAGUAGCUAUGCAGGAUGCUACUGCCCAGAUGGCCAUGUUGCAGUUUAUCUCCUCAGGACUUCCCCGUGUUGCUGUGCCCUCUACCAUCCACUGUGAUCACUUGAUUGAAGCGCAGGUUGGCGGUGAAAAGGACUUGGCCAGAGCUAAGGACCUGAACAAAGAAGUAUACAAGUUCUUGGAAACAGCAGGCGCCAAAUAUGGCGUCGGUUUCUGGAAACCAGGCUCUGGUAUCAUCCAUCAAAUUAUUUUGGAAAACUACGCCUUUCCUGGUCUGCUUAUGAUCGGUACCGACUCCCACACUCCCAACGGUGGCGGUCUCGGUGGUCUCUGCAUCGGGGUUGGUGGUGCUGAUGCUGUCGACGUCAUGGCUAAUAUUCCUUGGGAAUUGAAAUGCCCAAAGGUUAUUGGUGUCAAACUAAGUGGUAAAAUGAAGGGAUGGACCAGUCCCAAGGACGUUAUCCUCAAGGUAGCCGGCAUCCUCACUGUGAAGGGAGGCACCGGAGCCAUCGUUGAAUACUACGGCCCAGGUGUUGACUCCAUCUCCUGUACUGGUAUGGCUACCAUCUGCAACAUGGGUGCUGAAAUUGGAGCUACCACCAGCGUGUUCCCCUACAAUGCAAGAAUGGAAGCUUACCUCAAAUCCACUCUCCGUCAAGAUAUUGCAGCCGCCGCCAAUGAGUACAAGAACCUGCUCACUCCAGACGAUGGAGCACCUUACGACAGGGUCAUCGAGAUAGACUUGUCCACCCUGGAGCCCCACGUCAACGGACCAUUCACACCUGAUCUUGCACACCCAAUCUCCAAACUGGGUGAAGCGGCGAAGUCCAACAACUGGCCAAUUGACAUCAAAGUCGGUCUCAUUGGAUCGUGCACCAACUCCUCGUAUGAAGACAUGGGACGCUGUGCCAGCAUCGUCAAAGAGGCGCUGGCGCACGGCGUGAAGUCCAAGAUCCCGUUCAACGUGACCCCCGGCUCCGAGCAGGUGCGCGCCACCAUCGAGCGCGACGGCAUCGCGCAGACGCUCCGCGACUUCGGAAGCACCGUGCUAGCGAAUGCGUGCGGUCCCUGCAUCGGUCAAUGGGAUCGCAAAGACGUUAAGAAGGGCGAGAAGAACACGAUUGUGACGUCAUACAACAGGAACUUCACCGGCCGUAACGACGCCAACCCCGCCACCCACUGCUUCGUCACCAGUCCCGAGCUUGUCACCGCUAUGGCACUUUCUGGUCGUCUGGACUUCAAUCCUCUCAAGGAUGAGUUGACCGGCAAGGACGGCAAAAAGUUCAAACUUUCUGAUCCAUACGGCGACGAACUACCCUCCAGGGGCUUCGACCCUGGCCAGGACACAUACCAGCACCCACCAGCUGACGGCAGCAGUAUAAGAGUUGAUGUGGCCCCGACCUCUGACCGUCUUCAGCUUCUUGAACCCUUCGAUAAAUGGGACGGUGAAGACCUGAAGGAUAUGACCAUCCUCAUCAAAGUCAAGGGCAAGUGCACCACGGACCACAUUUCUGCUGCUGGACCCUGGCUCAAGUACAGAGGACAUCUCGAUAACAUCUCUAACAAUAUGUUUAUCACCGCAACGAACGCAGAGAACGGCGAGCUGAACAAGGUGAAGAACCAGGUGACGGGCGAGUACGGGCCCGUGCCGGCCACGGCGCGCGCGUACAAGGCGGCGGGCGUGCGCUGGGUGGUGGUCGGCGACGAGAACUACGGCGAGGGCUCCUCGCGCGAGCACGCCGCGCUCGAGCCGCGCCACCUCGGCGGACGAGCCAUCAUCGUCAAGUCUUUCGCCAGAAUUCACGAAACGAACUUGAAGAAGCAAGGAAUGUUGCCACUGACUUUCGCCAACGCCAGUGACUACGACAAGGUUCAACCCAAUGACAAGAUCUCCCUCCUUGGACUUAGUAACUUGUCACCUGGUCAGCCCGUGGACUGUGAAUUGAAACACGCGGAUGGCAAGACAGAAAUCAUCAAACUGAACCACUCACUGAACGAGCAGCAGAUCACGUGGUUCCAAGCUGGCUCCGCGCUGAACAGGAUGAAGGAGAUCGCUGCUGGCAAAUGA